Molecule: messenger RNA, 454 nt
Organism: Ostrea edulis (European flat oyster)
Lineage: Eukaryota; Metazoa; Mollusca; Bivalvia; Ostreida; Ostreidae
Exons: 3
Coding region: 39-452 (137 amino acids)
Source: RefSeq, a predicted model, not a curated record
GGGUUUUGUUAGUGAGGGGGUAUAUAUGAAUAAGCAGCAUGGCGUCACAGUAUGCGAGAUGGCCUGUGACACGACUAAAACGCGUACUAUCAGAAAGAGGGGCAAUUACACGCGGCCGCAAGGAACAGCUUGUGGAAAGAUUAGAAGCCUAUGAUAGAACUUUCAAUUUUGUUCCUGAACCAAUUGUUCUGCCACAGCCAGAUGCUGUCGAUUGGCCACAGUCUGGUUUCCAGCAGUUGCAGUCUAUGCAUGUGCAUCUACUGCCGAAAAUCACUAAAGAGCAAAUUGAGCCUUAUUUCAUAUUUAGAUUGGCAGGGGACAAACAUGCUGCUUCUGAUGUGAAAGCCUUGGUAAAGGGUAGACUUAUAAAAGAUGCAGUAGAGUUUUGGCCUGUUCCAUUCUUAUGCAGGGAGGUCAAAUCUACUUUAGUGGUAUUGUUGCUGCAGCCAUGAAG